Molecule: messenger RNA, 609 nt
Organism: Schistosoma spindalis
Lineage: Eukaryota; Metazoa; Platyhelminthes; Trematoda; Strigeidida; Schistosomatidae
Source: the annotation of a GenBank genome assembly
AUGAUUAUUGAUGAUCAUCGACAUGAUCAGCAAACAAUUAAUAAAUAUAAUAAAACUGAAUUAGAUCAUUUUAAUGAAAUAUGUUUAAAAGAAAAUAAUCGAUUAAGAUAUUUACAUAAUUGUCCUAAAUUGAAAUUAAGUCAUCAUUUAAUAAAAUCUGCACAAAUUCAUUCAGAAUAUUUACAAAAAUUACGUCAAUUACAACAAAUUGAUAAUUUAAUAUAUGGUCAAAAUAUUGCUUUAAUAAUUGGUCAACAAAAUUAUCAAAUUGCUGGACUUAAUGCGAUACAAGCAUGGUAUAAACAGUCAGAAAAUUAUGACUAUAAUGAAGAGAAUCAAGAGAAUAAAGGUUAUUUUACUCAAAUGAUUUGGAAAAAAACAAAAAAAGUUGGAUAUGGUUUUACUAAAUCUAAUAUAGGUAAUACAAUUUUUAUUGUUGGACAUUAUUCACCAGCUGGUAAUAAACUAACAGAAUAUCAAAAUAAUGUUUUACCAAAAAGAGAAAGAAUUGAUGAAAUAAAAAUCAAUGAUGAUUAUUCAGAUGGUUCUAAUAAAAAUCUCAAACAACAUCGAUAUUCUUGUUCCAAUAGAAAAUGUGUUAUCAUUUAA